Neofelis nebulosa (Clouded leopard) is the source of this 1303-nucleotide messenger RNA. RefSeq names its product solute carrier family 22 member 18 (gene SLC67A1). NCBI's taxonomy places the organism in Eukaryota, Metazoa, Chordata, Mammalia, Carnivora, Felidae. Gene Ontology annotation, biological process: transmembrane transport. The record is from RefSeq and is a predicted model, not a curated record. The transcript has 10 exons. Gene Ontology annotation, molecular function: transmembrane transporter activity.
AUGCAGGGAGCCAGAGCCCCCAGGCGCCGGGGCCCCUACUCCAGGGAGAUAGGCGCUCUGGGCCGUCCCGGGGUCAUACUACUCACCUAUGCGCUGGUGACCCUGGGGCUCACCUGCCUCUUCAUGCGGUUUUCCAUCAUGCCGUACCUGACCCGGAGGCUGGGCCUGGACUCCGUCGCCUUUGGCCACCUGCAGACCACCUUUGGCACGCUUCAGCUGCUGGGCGGGCCCGUGUUGGGCAGGUUCGCCGACCGGUGCGGGGCCCGCGCCGCGUUCACGCUCACCUUCCUGGCGUCCUCUGCCUUCUACCUGCUCCUGGCGGCCGCCUGCAGCCCGGCCCUGCCCGGCGUGGCCUUGCUCUACGCCACGCCCUUGCCUGUCGCGUUCAUGCAGGGGAUGCCAGUCGCGCAGAUGACCAUCGCGGACCUGUCUGAGCCCCAGGAGCUGCCCGCGGCCCUGGGCCGCCUCGGCCUGUGUUUCGGGGUCGGCAUGAUCUUUGGCUCACUGCUCGGCGGGACGCUGAGCGCCACGUGCGGGAUGCACUGCCCCGCGACUGUGGCUCUGGUGGCCAACCUCAUGGGAGCUGUCCUCAGCUUUACCUUUAUCCCCGUUAGCACGAAAGGGGCCAGUGCCCACGACCGGGCGGUCCCCGCAGGCUGACCCCAGGCCAACGUGUUUGACCUGAAGGCCAUCACCCGCCUGCUGCUGCAGUCAGGGGUCCUGCCCGUGUUCCUCAUCAAGGUGGCGUCCAGCCUCCCAUUCGGGCUCUUCAUGGUCAUGUUCCCCAUCGUCUCCAUGGACUUCUUCCAGCUGGAUGCCGCCCAGGCCGGCUACCUCAUGUCCUUCUUCGGGCUUCUCCAGAUGGUCAUUCAGGGCCUGGUCAUCGGGCGGCUCAGCCGUCGCUUCUCGGAGAGGGCGCUGCUCCGGGCCAGCGUGCUGGGCCUCGUCCUGGUGGGACCGGCCAUGGCACUGAUGUCCGACGUCCUCCACUUCCGCCUCGUCAGCCUGUGUGCCCUCAACGUGGUCACCGACAGCGUGCUGACCAAGGCUGUGUCAGCCGCAGACACGGGGACCAUGCUGGGCCUCUGUGCCACCGUGCAGCCGUUGACUCAGACCCUGGGGCCCACCCUGGGCGGCGUCCUGUACCGCAGCUUUGGGGUCCCCGUCUUUGGCCACGUGCAGUUUGCCAUCAACCUCCUUGUCUUCCUCGUGCUCUGGAGACAGCCUGUGCCCCGGAAGAAGGACUGAGUCCGGUGACCAGUGGCCCCAGGGCACAGACUGGCAAUAAACUCUUCCAGCCUGA